UAACAAAUAAUUUAUUACAACUAACUAACAGUGAUUGUAAUAAUGGCCGAAAAUCGGCGGGUUUUAACUACAACGUGUACGGCUUUUAUUGAUGAUAUAUAUAAUGACCAGCAAUUGACGGGUCAUUUCAAUCCCAAUGAUCGGUCAGUAUGUGAUCGAUCAACAACAGUAUCUAUUGGCCAAACUUUGCGUAAUAGUAACCAACAACCAGUUAACAUACAUUUGACAGAUCAACCGCAAUUCGGUAAUAUAUUGGCCGUACCCGUAGAACAAUACAGUCCACAACCAGAUAACCGAUUGACGCCAAACUCUGAUUUUGGUAAUAUAUAUGACGUACCCGUAGAGAAAUUAAGUCCUCAACCUGAUGGCCGAUUAAGUGUAUUUAGCAGCGCUUAUACACCGUCAACAACACCUUUUAGUGUAACCGCCUUAGCGUACUCACCUUCGGGAACACAAUUUACUGGCCAUUCAUCGCCAAACAUAUCUGGCCCAACGAUUAGUUUUGACUAUCGCUUACCAAUUAAUAACUAUCCGAGUUAUCAAUUAAUUGGCCAACAAAGUAAUGAUUCCCGUAAUUAUUAUGCUAUGUCUCAUGAAAUCUAUAACCAAAUGCCUGCAAUCAGAUCACCAUUUAUGGUUGAUUAUCAAUCAUUACCGUAUGGAUCGGUCAAUUAUACUGACCGAUCGGAAAAUAGAUUACCACUAUUACAAUCAAAUGCAUUAGACUCCAAAUCACAAUUAGUGAAUCAAAAUAAUGAUUCAAUAACUGAAUACCUGCAGCCGUUAAAUAAUGAUAUCACCUAUAAUUCAAUGUCUAUUAAAAAUGAUAGUAAUGAAGAAAUUAUUGAUAUAUCAUCAGAUAAUUAUGAUGAAUACACUUAUAGUCAAACUAUUCAAUCAAAUGAACAAAUUGGUGAACAGCUGUCAAAUCAAUCCGACAUCGAAGUUGAGGAUCUAUCUAAUGAUGAAAUUAACAGUCUAAUGAUCGAUCAGACCGAUCUAAAGCCCCGUCGGCGAUCGUAUACAUUAAAAACACAAUUGGAUGCAUUAGAUGAAAUUAAAAAACAUAAUUUAAACAAUUGUGAAGCGGCGGCAAAAUUUGGAGUGGCCACGAAAACAAUAAGGGAUUGGAAAAAUAAAGAAGAGUUUUUAAGAAAAGCUAAAAAUGAAAGAGAUAUUAAUAUAAGAAAAAGAAGAAAAAUGGAAAGAAUAAGAAUACCAAAAAUACCGGAAGUCGAAGAAGAGGUAUUGAAUUUUCUUAAAAAUCAACGAAAAAAGAGUGCAAUUGUAACGGGAUCUGAUUUAAGAUCAAAAGCUAUGAUAAUAUAUCAACAAUUAAAACGUAAAGGUAUAAUAAGACCGGUCAUGGAUAAAAAGACUGGUCGAGAAUUUUCGGCAUCAAAUGGUUGGUUAAGUAAUUUUAAUAAAAGAAAUAGAAUAUCAUGGCGGGCAAAAACUUCAGUCGGUCAAAAAAUACCCGAAGAUGCCCGCGAAAAGUCAUAUACUUUUUUUAGUAGAGUUGAUAGUUGGAGAGCUGAUGACCACAAAAAUAUUGGUGUCAUCUAUAAUGCAGAUGAAAUUCCAAUGUAUAUCGAUAUCCCUGGUAACUAUACUUUUACCGAAAAAGGUGCCAAAACUGUUAAAGUUAAGACGACUGGUCACGAGAAAACAAGAUACACAUUGAUAUUGUGUGCGGACAAUACUGGCCGAAAAUUAAAACCAGCGAUUAUUUUCCGAAAUCGAGUAAAAAUCCCAAAAGGUUGUUCACCUAAAGAGUUGACCGGUGUUCAUGUGAUGGUUUCUAAGUCGGGAUCAAUUGACAGGCAUUUAAUGAUUGAUUGGAUAACUAAUGUUUACGACGCUAGAGGUGACGCAAUAUUUCAUCGACAACACGAUCGGUCAGUUGGUGAGUUCCGUAAAAAUUUAUUUGUAAUGGACUCUGCAUUGGCUCAUACAAGAGAUGAAAUUAAAGAUCAUUUUUAUAACAAAUGUGAUACAAAAGUUAUGAUAAUUCAAGGAGGUAUGACUCCUCUUUUACAACCCGCCGAUGUGUCCUGGAAUAGACCGAUCAAAGCUAAGAUAAGUGCUAAAUGGCGAGAAUGGAUGGAUUUAGAAAAAACAACUGAAGAUCGCACCAAAAAAGGCAAUCUAAGGCCACCAUCACAUCGACUGAUAGCUGAAUGGUGUCGCGACGCUUGGAAAGAGUUACCUUCAGAUGCUAUUAAACGAAGUUUUAAUGAAUGCAAUUUAGGUCAACAACGAAACGAUUAUUUAUUGCAUUCAAAAUUAGUCACAAUUUUGAAUACAACUGAAAAUACCGAAUGUAUUGACGAUAACAUCAGUGAUCCGACCGGUCUCUCAGACAAUGAAGAUAUUGUUACUAAAGAAUACACAUAUGAAAUAGACAGUGAUACAGGUGGUGAUGAUAUUAUCAAUGUCAGCCAGGAUAAUAUAGACGUGAAUAGCAGUGAAGACGAACUAUACAAAAAUUGUUGGCUUUGAAUAAUUUAUUUGAUAAUUUGUAAUAUGUAAUAAUUUGAAUUAAAAAUUUAAAUAAAAAUUUAAAUAUAUUACGGUAUAUUUACUUAUUUUUUAUAAUUUUUUGACCGAUCUUAAGAUAAAAACAGUUGACUACAGUGGAUAUUGGACGGCAAGUAUAGUAAGACAUUUUCGGUAGUUUAUACCGCAUAUCACUGACCGUUCCCUAAGUAAUAAGUUGUCGACAAUAUUUAAAGUAUUUAUCUGAAUCAUAAAGUAGAGGAUCAGAUGAUCGAUAGCCAAAAUCAAGGAAACGGAAUGCCAAGAAAUUGCAAUUGACAUUCACAAAGUUACCAUCUUUUGACGAGUUAAUCAUGUUUUACAAUACAACAAUCAGAAAGAUUAUACGCGAACUCAAACUGAUACAAAUCCAACGUCACUAUUACGAUCCGACCAACGAGAUUGAUAUACACAAACAUAAGCUAUAUGUGUGGUUCGGCUAGUGCUGACCUGGAUCUACAGUUUAAUAAGACAAUAUAAAGACCGGUCUAUACAUACGUAAGCCAAUCAUUAAAGAAACUCUAAAUAA
This is a messenger RNA of Oppia nitens, 3067 nucleotides long. RefSeq lists its product as uncharacterized. The record is from RefSeq and is a predicted model, not a curated record. The transcript has a single exon. The coding region runs from base 43 to 2502 and encodes 819 amino acids. Gene Ontology annotation, molecular function: sequence-specific DNA binding. Gene Ontology annotation, cellular component: nucleus. Lineage: Eukaryota; Metazoa; Arthropoda; Arachnida; Sarcoptiformes; Oppiidae.